AUGGCUUCAGGCUACGAUCGUGCUCUUUCAGGUAGGCCCAGUCCAAUUCGCUACUUCGUACUAACUAGUUCAACUAGUCCCGACGGUCAUGUCUUCCAAGUGGAAUAUGCACUAGAAGCUGUCAAGCGAGGAACUUGCGCAGUCGGCGUCAAGGGUAAGGAUAUCGUGGUGUUGGGAUGUGAGAAGAGAUCUGCGAUGAAACUUCAGGAUACCAGAAUCACUCCCUCCAAGAUCGGGCUACUAGAUACCCAUGUCUGUCUUGCAUUCGCCGGUCUCAAUGCAGACGCACGGAUAUUGGUCGACAAAGCGAGACUAGAAGCCCAGUCUCAUCGCCUCACUGUCGAAGAUCCCGUCACCAUCGAGUACAUCACUAAAUACGUCGCCGGUGUUCAACAACGAUAUACUCAGAGUGGUGGUGUCCGACCUUUCGGCAUCAGCACAUUGAUCAUUGGCUUCGACAAGGGUGACACUGAGCCAAGACUCUACCAAACAGAGCCCUCUGGCAUCUAUUCCGCAUGGAAAGCCAAUGCCAUUGGACGAUCCAGCAAGACAGUACGUGAAUUCCUGGAACGCAAUCACAAAGACGACAUGGACCGAGAAGCCACUAUCACCCUCACUGUCAAAUCAUUACUGGAAGUCGUUCAAACUGGUGCAAAGAACAUCGAAAUCGCCAUCAUGGCUCCUGGCAAGACCAUUGAAAUGCUCCCUUCAGAACAGAUUGAGCAAUAUGUCAAGACGAUUGAGGCAGAGAAGCAAGAAGAGCAGGCUAAGAAGAAACCUGGAAGACCAGGGACAUCCUCCCUCCCCACUCGACCUUUAGCGGAGGGCGAGGGCAGUGGAGAUAUCUGA
Molecule: messenger RNA, 849 nt
Organism: Exophiala aquamarina CBS 119918
Lineage: Eukaryota; Fungi; Ascomycota; Eurotiomycetes; Chaetothyriales; Herpotrichiellaceae
Product: proteasome component PRE6
Exons: 3
Coding region: 1-849 (282 amino acids)
Biological process (GO): ubiquitin-dependent protein catabolic process
Cellular component (GO): proteasome core complex; proteasome core complex, alpha-subunit complex; nucleus
Source: RefSeq, a predicted model, not a curated record